Molecule: messenger RNA, 519 nt
Organism: Camarhynchus parvulus
Lineage: Eukaryota; Metazoa; Chordata; Aves; Passeriformes; Thraupidae
Product: gastrokine-1-like
Exons: 4
Coding region: 1-519 (172 amino acids)
Biological process (GO): regulation of cell population proliferation
Source: RefSeq, a predicted model, not a curated record
AUGCUGAAAGAGAGUAAUGAGAGAGCAGAGAACUCCAUGCAAGCCCUUUGGCAUGGUAUUCCUCCGGCCAGUGCCCUGUCUCAGCAGAUUCCCAGCGGCAUCUUCAAUCACACUCAAGUCAUCAUCGGUGGCCACUCCCAAAUUGUGACCAUCAACAGGCAAUGGCGUGUGGCUGUCAUUGAGCAAAGGAGCUUCAGCGGGUCCUGGAAAACCAUCUGGAACUACAACACGGGUGUCAUUGCAACCAAAGUCAUGCAACAGAACGCCUGCUACAUUUCCAUCAUGAACAGAAAUGAGAUGCCCCGCUUUGAUAACCUGGCCCACCUGGCACAAGAGAGCAGGAACCUGAUUGGUGGUUUUGGAAGACCUACCAAGAGGAUCACCUUUGUCACCAAUGGAUUGGUCAGCAACCUCAACUCCUAUGGAAUAGACAUCACGGCUAUGUGCAGCGGAGUCACCACCUACAUGGCCUACGAAGUUACCAGUGAGUGCAAGCAUGGCAAUUCUGAGUGUUACUGA